This is a messenger RNA of Trichoderma atroviride IMI 206040, 805 nucleotides long. RefSeq lists its product as uncharacterized. Lineage: Eukaryota; Fungi; Ascomycota; Sordariomycetes; Hypocreales; Hypocreaceae. Gene Ontology annotation, cellular component: nuclear envelope; membrane; endoplasmic reticulum. The record is from RefSeq and is a predicted model, not a curated record. Gene Ontology annotation, molecular function: glutathione transferase activity; glutathione peroxidase activity.
AUUGCUGCUCCUGUUACCUACCAAGCUCAUUUCCUCUUCUCUCCCAUUCUCUAAUCAACUCGAAUUGACCAAGAAUUGACACUCAAUCCCAUCAUUCACCACACAUCACAAAAAGCUGCCCAAGAUGCCUUUUGCUUUCGAAAUCUCCAACUCAUACGGCUUCGUCCUGGCCGCCGCCACGUCUGCCUUCUUCGUCAACGUCCUGCACAUGGCGCGCACCGGCAAGUUCCGCAAGGCCAGCGGCGUCACCUAUCCCAACGCCUAUGCUUCUCACGAGCAGGCCGAGAAGGACCCCAACGCGUACAAGUUUAACUGCGCUCAACGCGCCCACAACAACUACACCGAGAACCUCGUCCCCGCCGUCGGCUCCCUUCUCAUCGCCGGCCUCAACUUCCCCGUCGCCGCUGCCCUCCUCGGCGCCACAUGGUCCUUUGGCCGCGUGGUUUACCUCUACGGCUACACCAGCAACUCUGGCCCCAAGGGCCGAACAUUUGGUGCUUAUUUCUCCGGUGCCGCGGAUCUUGCUCUCAAGCUGAUGGCUGCCUACACCUCUUACCUGGUUAUCACAAGCAACUAAGUUCUUCUACAUCUGCCUUUUUUUUUCACUUGAGCUUCUUAUUUUUGCGAGAUAGACCAAUCUUUACUUUACUAGAGGAAAAUAGAAUUACAAUUCAGUUAAUCCAGAUGCUACUACGAUUUUCAUUGUAAGAAAUGCCUUGACAAGAAGGCGCGUGCUUGUUUCAGCCGUCGCCCUGUAACAAUCUUCUCGGCCACAAUAGAAGCCCCCUUGCUCCUGAACUGAAAC